Clupea harengus (Atlantic herring) is the source of this 5046-nucleotide messenger RNA. RefSeq names its product immunoglobulin superfamily, member 9Ba (gene igsf9ba). Gene Ontology annotation, cellular component: neuron projection. The record is from RefSeq and is a predicted model, not a curated record. NCBI's taxonomy places the organism in Eukaryota, Metazoa, Chordata, Actinopteri, Clupeiformes, Clupeidae. The coding region runs from base 817 to 4683 and encodes 1288 amino acids. Gene Ontology annotation, molecular function: protein binding. The transcript is spliced from 17 exons.
UCGUCUCUUCAUCCCCUGAAUGCGAAUCCGAGAAACAGCCAUAAGUGCGCACUCGUUGCCACACCCACUCGGUUUGAAGGCUACUAGCCACACCACGCGCACGAGAAAGCCUCUCGGCGCUCGUGUUGAAAAUGAGUAGUAAUGGCAACUGCGAAAACGGCAGAAUGAGCGACAGAAGUUGGCUGCCACUGCGGAUCCCAGGCGUCGUUAGCAGCGUGUCUGGUGUCAGUAGCUACUGCCCGAGGCGACAAGGAGCGUCCCGUAUGUAAACACAGACAACCCCGCAAUCAACCUGAACGGGUGUAAACGACAAAAGAGUAGUGCAACACGACAGAGCCAUUAUCUGCGCCUCCGUGAAAAGAUGCAGAGUCGACUAUAUCAAUGCGCAUGAUACUGCGGCUCUACUCCACCAGCAGCACGCGACAACUCACCUUGAAUCGUAACGCGUCUGAGCUGCCAGUCUGGUCCCGGGGGGCGCGCGGCCGACCAAUACACGCCCCGCAGCCUCGCCAAAGCCACCAAUCAAGACGCAGUGGGGGCGGGCCCAGCGGCUAAAUUCCCACACUUGGUUUCACUUUGCACUUGAGUGGAGCUCCGGGUUUUACGACGGCGUCGGCGCAGGUGCUCGGUCUCAUCGGCGAAGGAUGCGUUCGGAAGGACAGGAGGGGGAAGAGAGAAGGAACAUGCUAUAGAGAGGGUUCAUAGGACAUGAAUAAGCGCGUAUGAGCCGGAAGCCGUGCGGUCGAAAGAAAUCGAAUAUGAAAGAUUUAUUGAAAGGCGCACUGUGAGCUAUUAUUUCAGGUCGGCAAUAGUACUAUGAUUUGGUAUGUGGCCACUUUGAUAGCAAGUGUAUUCGGCACCAGAGGAACGGCAGCUCAAGGUGAGUUGAAGUGCAGUAUUUUGUUCCGCUCCCAUGUCGCCUCCCCGUUUUAUUUGGGCAUGUCUGCACGGUCGGCUCUCCCCAAUGGCCGGGCGUCUCUGCAGAUUGACCAGGUGCGCUCGGAGGACCAGGGUUGGUACGAGUGCCGCGUGCUCAUGCUGGAACAACAGUACGACACCUUCCACAACGGCAGCUGGGUUCAUCUCACCGUCAAUGCGCCCCCUACCUUCACGGACACUCCCCCCCAGUAUGUGGAGGCGCGGGAGGGGGGCAGUACCACUCUGACCUGCACUGCCUUUGGGAACCCCACCCCCAUCAUCACAUGGCUACGCGAGGGCCAGGAGCUCACCACCACCAAGAAAUACACGGUGAGCUUCGGGAGCCUGACGGUGCUAGCGAUCACUAGGGAGGACCGCGGGGCCUACACCUGCCGUGCCCACAGUGACCAGGGGGAGGCGGUACACACCACGCGGCUGCUGGUCCAAGGACCUCCAUAUAUUGUGUCACCUCCUGAAAACGUCACUGUUAACAUUUCCCAGAAUGCCAUGUUCACAUGCCAAGCCGAGGCGUAUCCUGGCAACCUGACCUACACCUGGUUUUGGGAGGAGGAUAACGUCUACUUCAAGAAUGAUCUAAAGCUCCGGGUGCGUAUCCUGAUUGAUGGGACUCUUAUCAUCUUCCGUGUGAAGCCAGAGGAUGCUGGGAAAUACACCUGCAGCCCGAGCAACAGCCUGGGCAUCUCUCCAUCCGCCUCGGCCUACCUCUCCAUACAGUAUCCUGCCCGUGUGCUAAACAUGCCGCCGGUCAUCUACGUCCCACGGAAGCUUCCGGGAGUCAUCCGCUGCCCGGUCGAUGCCAACCCCCCUGUCCUGUCUGUGCGCUGGGAGAAAGACGGCUACCCGCUACGGGUGGAGAAGUACCCCGGCUGGAGUCAGAUGCCUGAUGGGAAUAUUCACGUGGCAGAGGUGACGGAGGACUCCCUCGGCACCUACACCUGCGUGCCUUACAACGUGCUGGGAACCAUGGGCCCGUCCCCCCCAGCCACACUGGUGCUAAAGGAUCCCCCUUACUUUAACGUGAAGCCCGGGGGGGAGUACCGUCAGGAGGCGGGGCGGGAGCUGGUGAUCCCCUGUGCCGCUUCCGGAGACCCUGAGAUUCCCACCAUCAGCUGGAGGAAGGUGGGGAAGCCCAGUCGAAGCAAGCACAACGUGCUCCCCAGCGGCAGUCUGCAGUUUGUGUCCCUGGGCAAGGAGGACCACGGGGAGUGGGAGUGUGUGGCCACCAAUGUCGUCACGAGCAUCACUGCCAGCACACGGAUCGUCGUCAUUGGUACGAGUCCCCACGCCCCGUCCAGCAUCCAGGUGAACGCCAUGAUGAGUUCAGCUAACGUGUCGUGGGAGCCCGGCUACGACGGUGGCUUUGAGCAGACGUUUUCUGUCUGGUACGGCCCUGUGGUGAAGAGAGUUGAUUUCGGGCCUCACGAUUGGCUGUCCAUGCCGGUGACCGGCUCCCAGAACUGGCUGCUGGUUCAGGGGCUGGAAUCCAAGACGGCUUACCAGUUCAGCGUUCUGGCUCAGAACAAACUGGGCACUGGUCCUUUCAGCCAGGUGGUCACUGUGACCACAGUAGUUUACCCCUUAAGUACCCCUGAACCACUGGUGCUUCUAACCCCACCACGGUGCCUCACAGCCAACCGGACACAGCAGGGCGUGCUCCUCACCUGGCUCCCGCCAGCCAAUCACAGCUCUCCCAUAGACCGCUACAUCAUCGAGUUCCGUCUGGGGGAGAAGUGGGAGGUGCUCGAUGACCUCAUCCCCGCUGCUGAGACUGAGAUCAUGGCCAGAGACCUGGUCCAGGAUGCCUGGUAUGAGUUCCGAUCGCUGGCUGUCAUGGAUGACCUCAUUAGUGAGAGCAGUAACGUAGUUGGAGUGUCAAGUACAGACCCCUUCCCUCCCACAGAGAUGGCGGACGAGAGCCUGGCGCGGCCCGUGGUGGCGGGCAUCGUGGCGACCAUCUGCUUCUUGGCCGCCGCCGUGCUCUUCAGCACCCUCGCCGCCUGCUUCGUCAACAAGCAGCACCGACGCAAACUCAAACGCAAGAGAGAUCCCCCCUUGUCAAUCACCCAUACCAGGAAAAGCAUUGAGACUCCGCUCUCCUCUGGGAAGAUCAGUCCAGAGAGCAUCCCGUCCUCGCGCUCGCGCUCCCCCUCGCUGUGCAGCAUGAUCCCCCCCGGCCUCUACGUGAAGAGUCUGCCCAGCCCCAAGGAGAAGGAGCUGUCCCUCUACAAGAAGACCAAGCGAGCAAUAACCAGCAAGAAGUACAGCGUGUCCAAGCACGAGGCCGAGGUCACCUCGCCAAUCGAGCUGAUCAGCCGCGGGCCCGACGGCCGCUUCGUCAUGGAGGCCGAGCUGGAGGAGGCGCUCCGGUCGCGCCGCAUCCAGGGGUUCCCCUUCGUGGAGGAGUCCGACCUGUACCCCGAGUUCCGCCAGUCGGACGAGGAGAACGACGAGCCGGGGCCCCUGCCCCCCGUCAUGGCCACCCUGCGGCCCCAGAUCUCCCCCGUGUCCUCCAGCCAGGAGUCCUACACGCAGCCCCCCGCCUACAGCCCCCGGCUGGCCCACCGCCCCCUGGAAGGUAUGAGCAUCUACGAGAGUAGCGGCCUGCAGGCCACCGGCCAGAGCGUCUCCCACUUCCACAGGCUCUUUCCCCACGGCCCCUUCUAUGGUUACCUAGGUAGCGGAGUGGGCGUCGGCAUCAGCGGAGAGGCGGAGCUUCAUCCUCCCUUCUACCUGCCGGAGAGCAGCUCCCGUAGCUCUGUGGCCUCCUCCCCACCACCUGAGGGCGCCUACACACACCCACGCCUCUCCCUGGGGGACGGGCGGGACUUGAGGGGGAGCCACGCCCCAUACUCCUCAGGCCACGCCCUCCCCCUCAGCCCCUCCCCUGGGCCGCGCUCCCCCGAGCUCUGGCCGCCCCCUGACUUCCCCUUCCUCAGCCACCCCCACCACCGAGCCCUCCCCCCCGACCUGCCCCCCUACCCCCCUCCUCCCCUAAGCGCCGCCCAGUUCUCCUUCCUGCAGCUGGAGGCCCCCAAAGCGCCCCCUGGUGGCCGCUCCCCUCAGGGUCCCCCGGCCCGGCAUUUAACUAUGCAACAGGCGGCCGGCCUCGGCACGCUCAGACACACGGCCAACGGCAUGGGCAUUCCAGUGCUGCCGUACAUGGGCAUGCGGUUCGGCAGCCCUAGCACGCUGCGUAGCGACAGCCCCGACACCUGGCGCCCGGAGUCCGAGCCCUGGCUGAGCCCGCGGGCCGCCCGUCGUGCCGACCUUGGCCAGCAGGUGGUGCUGCAGCCUUCGCGUCUGUCCCCCCUCACCCAGAGCCCCCCCAGCUCCCACGCAGGCUCCCCCGACAUCUUGGUGCGGCCCCCGCCCCCCCGGCCCAGUAUCCUGCGCCCAUCCCACUCGCAGGAGAUGCCCGAGACGUCGCGCCACCCCCCCCUGGCUCGCGUCAGCUUCUCCCAGGGCUCCUCGCCCACCUCCUCCCCCACCCAGGGCUCCAGCUACGCGCGCCGCCCGAGCCCCUCCUACCACGCCCACCUGGCCUUCGCCACCGCCGCCGCCAGCUACCCCUCUCAGUCCCCCUCGCAGUCCCCCUCCCCACCCCCCAGGGCGCCCAGGGCCCCCCCCAGCCGAGGACGGAGACGGAGAGGCAGCCCUCCGCACACCAGCUGGCCUCUGCAGGGUAGGUGCACUCCCAUCCUCAGAGCAGGCGUUAGAGCUUUUACAUGCCUUACAGACCGCUAGGGCUACAGGAACCACAGGGGUCAGUAUAGCUUUCCUCAGAGGUCUCACAGGCAGUUAGGGGUCCUGAGACAGCAUACAGAAACCAUAUACUCACAUAAACUUUACCGCCUCUUAGUCCAGAAGACCUUACCGCCUCUUAGUUCUAUAGACCAGAGAAUGAGUGUAAACACUCUUUCCUCAUGUAGACUUUACCGCCUGUCAGCACUACAGCCUGUAAACACUCUUUACUGGUAGAUUUACUCUUAUAGGCUGAUAGCAGCGUUAGCGUACAGCAAACAGACUUUCAAAGUAAAUUUUAUUGAAUUCAAUUAAAUUGUAUUUAUAUAACGCCAAAACAAUAAAAUUGUCUUUAGGCGUUUCACA